Zeugodacus cucurbitae (melon fly) is the source of this 1027-nucleotide messenger RNA. RefSeq names its product extracellular superoxide dismutase [Cu-Zn] (gene Sod3). The transcript has 5 exons. Gene Ontology annotation, molecular function: copper ion binding; superoxide dismutase activity. The coding region runs from base 240 to 863 and encodes 207 amino acids. The record is from RefSeq and is a predicted model, not a curated record. Lineage: Eukaryota; Metazoa; Arthropoda; Insecta; Diptera; Tephritidae. Gene Ontology annotation, biological process: removal of superoxide radicals.
UUAUAAACAGUUUGCGUUCAACCGUCGUUUAGUUCAGUAUUGUAUUGUGCAUCGUCGUUGAAGUUGCCGCGCAAGCGUUAAAUAAAUAAAAAUUUGCAAUAAUCAGCCACAAACAACAACACCUACACCGCUUAAUAGACGGACGGACAUACAUUCGCAUAUAUAUAUAUAUAAUAUAAAGGUGUAACAGCAACGAUUUAAAGUGGUGCAAAAAAUUAUUUGAGUGAAUUUGCCGAAAAAUGCAUUCUCAUUUUGCCAUAAUAGUCACAUUGGCCUUGUGUGCGGUCAGCGCCCUGGCUCAGAAAAGUGCCACAAUGGAAGCGAUUGCCUACUUGGAGGGCGCCGCCGUGAGGGGCAACGUCACUUUCAUACAAAAUGGCUGCUCCGAAAAUGUUCACGUGCAUGUCUAUUUGACUGGACUGGCACCGGGUAAGCACGGUUUCCAUGUGCACGAGAAGGGCGACUUGACCAGCGGCUGUCUCAGCACUGGCGGACAUUUCAAUCCCGAUAAGAUGGACCAUGGUGCGCCUGGCGAUGAGGUGCGUCACGUUGGCGAUCUCGGCAAUGUUGAGGCCGAUGCAAAUGGUGUUGUCGAUACGACUUUCACCGAUCACUUAAUCAGUUUGACUGGCAAACGUACAAUUAUCGGACGCGGUUUGGUUGUGCACGAAUUGACCGAUGAUUUGGGCAAGGGUACCCACCCUGAUUCGAAAAAGACUGGAAAUGCGGGUGGACGUUUGGCUUGCGGUGUCAUCGGUGUUAACGGCAACAUUCACGAAUGGCCCUGUUCGAACGCGGCAGUAAAAGUAGUUUCACUAUUUGCCUUCGUGCUGGCGGUAUUCAUCAGUCGCGUGUUGUCUUAGGUGAUUCCGGAGAAGUAUUUAGCUAAUGAGAGCAAGAUGUCUACAGUUGUAUUACAUUAACUUAUAUUUCAAAAUAAUAGAAAAAAUAAUUAUGUUUAACAAUAUUUAUGUAUAAGUUUACUAACCUAUUGCAUAGGAAAAUAAAUUUCGCCAUUUGCCACAAA